AGUUCAGGCUCAGUAAGGGGCUAGUUGCCUGCAUGAGUGCGAGCUUUGUGUGUGACUGUGGAUUGUAGUUCCCAAGGUUUACUUUGCCGUCAUUCAGGGGCUGGAUGGCGUGGGAGAUGUCCAACCAGGACUCUGUCUGGAGUGACAUAGAGUGCGCAGCCCUGGUUGGCGAAGACCAUCCACUUUGCCCAGACCUUCCGGAACUUGAUUUAUCUGAACUUGAUGUCAAUGAUUUGGACGCAGACAGCUUUCUGGGUGGACUUAAGUGGUAUAGUGACCAAUCUGAAAACAUUUCCAAUCAGUAUCGCAACGAAUCGCCAAAUAUAUUUGAGAAGAUAGAUGAAGAAAAUGAAGAGAAUUUGCUAGCAGUACUCACAGAGACAUUGGACAGCCUCCCUGUGGACGAGGAUGGAUUGCCUUCAUUUGAUGCACUGACAGAUGGAGACGUGACCAAUGAACAUGAUCCUAGCCUUUCAGCAAUGCCUGACGGUACCCCUCCAACUCAGGAGGCAGAAGAGCCGUCACUACUUAAGAAGCUCUUACUGGCUCCACCUAACACCCAGCUGAUUUACAAUGAAUGUGUAGGUCUCACUGCACAAAACCAUGUCAACCUUAAUCAGCGGAUCCGAACAAGCUCUACGGUUGUUAAGACCGAGAACUUAUGGAGCACUAAGCCGAAGAACAUUUGUCAACCGCAAAAGCCACAGAGGCGCCCCUGCUCGGAGCUUCUUAAGUACCUGACUGCAAAUGACGACCCUCCUCAGACCAAAUCAAUAGAGAGCAGGAGUAACAACAGGCUUGACAAAUGCAGCACCAAAAAGAAGCCCUAUCUCCAUUCCCAACCACAUUUUCAUGCCAGGACAACAACCCUGUCGCUUCCCCUGACGCCCGAGUCACCAAAUGAUCCCAAGGGUUCCCCAUUUGAGAGCAAGACUAUUGAACGAACCUUAAGUGUGGAGCUCUCUGGAACUGCAGGACUUACUCCACCAACAACCCCUCCUCACAAAGCCACCCAAGAUAAUCCAUUCAGGACUUCUCCCAAACCGAAGUCCUCCUGCAAAUCUAUGGCACCACCUGCAAAAAAAUCUCGUUACAUUGAGUCUUCCAAUAUCCAAGUUAUUAACUCUACUAAGAAAGGUCCGGAACAAUCAGAACUGUAUGCACAGCUUAGCAAAACCUCUGUAGUAAUUGGACAAGAGGAGAAAAAAGCAAAGCGACCUAGUUUACGACUAUUUGGAGACCAUGACUACUGUCAGUUUAUGAAUUCAAAAUCCGAAAUACAUAUUAGCUUAUCUCAAGAAUUACAGGCCUCAAGACAUCUUGAAUGUAAGGAUUCUUUGCCGGGGAAAAAAAUGCAGGUCUGCUCGAACUUAGAGCGAGAGCAAUGUCAGAAAGAUAAUUUUCAGGCAAACCUGUCUAGCUGUCAGAACAGUAACAGAAAACAGCUUCAGGACCAGGAAAUACGUGCCGAACUCAACAAGCACUUUGGUCAUCCAAUCCAAGCAGUCUAUGAUGAAGAAAACAAAAACAGUAAACAGAGAGACAAUAGCUACAGUGACGAGCAGUUUUCUAGACUACCUAUGUUUUUAACUGCCGGCCUGGGAAUGGAUAGUUUGUUUGAUGACAGCGAAGAUGAAAAUGAUAAACUUUGUUAUUCUUGGGAUGGUGCACAGUCCUAUUCCUUAUUUGAUGUAUCACCUUCUUGCUCGACGUUUAAUUCCCCAAGUAGAUAUUCAGUAUCACCACCAUCAUUACUUACUCAAAGAUUGUGUUCUAGAUCACGGUCUAGGUCAUUCUCCCAGCACAGAUCAUGCUCUCGUUCUCCAUAUUCACGAUCAAGAUCCAGAUCACCCUCCAGCAGAUCUUCAUCUGGGUCUUGCUGCUGCUAUGAGACAGAUUAUUGUAUUCAAAAACAUUCUCCGGUAUAUGUACGAUCACGAUCAAGGUCGCCAUAUGGUCGCAGACCCAGAUAUGACAGCUACGAGGAAUAUCAACACGAAAGGCUAAAGAGAGAGGAGUAUCGCAAGGAGUAUGAAAAACGCGAGUCAGAGCGAGCAAAACAGAGGGAGAGACAAAGACAAAAGGCAAUUGAUGAACGUCGAGUCAUCUACAUUGGUAAGAUGAGGACUAAUACAAGUCGUUCAGAAUUGCGGGCCCGUUUCGAAGUCUUUGGUGAAAUUGAAGAAUGCACAGUGAAACUGCGAGAUGAUGGAGAUUGCUACGGUUUCAUCACGUACCGCUACACCUGUGAUGCUUUUGCUGCUCUCGAAAAUGGCUACACUCUGCGCAGGUCCAAUGAACCCGAUUUUGAGCUUUGUUUUUGUGAUCGAAAGCAGUUUUGCAAGUCCAACUAUGCAGAUUUAGAUUCAAAUUCAGAUGACUUCGAUCCUGCUUCGACCAAAAGCAAGUAUGACUCCUUGGAUUUUGACAGUUUGCUUAGAGAGGCACAAAGAAGCCUGCGCAGGUAACAUGCGUAAAUGCCGAGCUUAUUGGAAAGAUGGAGAAUACCUCACGGACAUCACGUCCUUCAAUAACAGACCCUUGAAAGUCAAAUCUAGGAAUUUCUCCUACUUUACAGUCUCUGUACUACAAUGGUUUACAUGAACACAGCUGCUGAAGACUGAAGAGGCAAAUUGAUUGUCUGGCAAACAUGCAUACCCAUGUGUGUCAGAAUAAAAUACUUUUCACGGUGGCAGUUGUGGCGACCGGAUAUAGAGGACUUCUGCUUUUGCUUGAGAGGGAAAGGCAUGAGCCACCUGUCAAAGCCUUGACAUAGAAACAUCAAGAUUCUAAUAUUUAUACUUAAAAUAUUUUGAAAAGUUGGAAGCUGCUGAUGCUUAAGUGCAACAUAGUCUUCACUUUUGUUUGAUUUCAACAGAAGCAUCUUCUCGAAGAGAAAAAAAAAACAUUGCAAUAUAGACGAUGCCUUAGUGACUUAUUUAUUAUUAUUACUUUUUUUUUUUUAUGGGGUUGAAAUCAAAGAAGUAACGUCUUUUUCUAGUAAUUGCAGCUCUCUGUAAGCUCUUCUAGUCUCCUUUGAUUCUGACACCCAUGCAUUUGUCCAGGUGGACGAACUCUCGCUUCCCAGCUGUUGCCGGAAGGCAACUCCCAUCAUCGAGAUGGCUUGACCCAGGACGAUAGGAGUUACAAUCCCACCACAGCUGGAGAGCCACAGAUUUGCCAACCUCGGUCUACAAUGUUGAUCUUCCGCGUCAAUAGCCUUGUAUAUGGUCAGUUUCACAGCUUGUUCAGCGUUGUUUUUUUUUCUGAUGAGUGGAUGUGGUGUUACAUAAUAAAACAGGAGUCAAAAUUUCAGAAUAAACGUGUCCAGGUAGUUUUGUACGCUACGUUGUGACAUGCAGUAGAGUAUUUGCAGAUGUUGUCAGCUUUCCCGGCAGAGAAGACGGCAACUCAUACCAUUGCAAGGCUUCUCUGUUAGGGAGCUGGUUAAAUGGAGUAUUUUUUAUUUUGUGUACAUAAUGUAUGACAAUGUUCUUUAUUUGUUACAGCUAUGCACUGUAAAUGCAGCCUUCUUUUCAAUACUGAAUACCUUUUUCUUAAUCAAGAAUAUUUAAAUGUAAUUAUAUAGAGAGUGAAACACUUAAUGUAUAGUAAUCUAUUUAGGAAAGAAA
Pelobates fuscus (common spadefoot toad) is the source of this 3632-nucleotide messenger RNA. It is a transcript of the gene PPARGC1A, whose product is annotated as PPARG coactivator 1 alpha. Gene Ontology annotation, molecular function: transcription factor binding; RNA binding. The record is from RefSeq and is a predicted model, not a curated record. Bases 105 to 2468 code for a protein of 787 amino acids. Gene Ontology annotation, cellular component: nucleus. Lineage: Eukaryota; Metazoa; Chordata; Amphibia; Anura; Pelobatidae. Gene Ontology annotation, biological process: positive regulation of transcription by RNA polymerase II. The transcript has 13 exons.